CCGUGUGCGGGUGCCCGCGCCGCCGGGACCCUGCCCGCGUUCCCGGCGGCUGUCCGGCUCCUGCGCCCGCGGAGCGCCCGCCAGGCCUGGGGAACCGAGGGCUGCGCGGUGAGGGAGGGCGCCUGCCCGCCCGCCCCGCACGCUCGGGGCCUCCCGAGGGGAGCGCCGUACCCUGGCGCCGGGGAGCCGCCUGUGGUCCGGGGGGAGAAGCUGCCUGCCGGGGAAGGGAGGUCCCCGGAGGAAAUCCGCUGUGACUGCGGGAGACCGGCCCUGGCUCUCAGAUGCCGGCAGCCGCCUCGCAGCCGGAGCCGAAGCCCGGAUUUCGUGUCUGGCCCUGUCCGUGCAGAGGCUGCUCCUCGCACCUCGGCGCCCCUGCCCGCCAAGGCGCGGGUCUGGGGAGCGGGGGACAGGGCGAGGUUCCCCAAGCCGCUGCCAGCCGCAGUGGGUGCCUCAGAUCCCAUAUUGGAACUUGUCAGGAAAAGCCAUGGCCUCAGCCACCAAGAAGAUGAAGGAGGAAGCCACGUGUGCCAUCUGCCUGUCCCUAAUGUCUGAGCCCGUGAGCAUCAGCUGUGGACACAGCUACUGCAAUCAGUGCAUCAUGAGCUUCCUUGAGAACCAAGGCUCUGUGGACAUAUUGUCCAAUACGUUCCCCUGCCCCCACUGCCGGGCUCCAUUUCGACCGACCAGCCUGAGGCCCAACAAGCAGCUGGGAAGUCUCAUUGAAGCCAUCAAGGAGAUGGAGCAUGAGAUGUCAUGUGAGGAGCACGGAGAGCACCUCCACCUGUUCUGUGAAGACGAGAGCCAGCUCAUCUGCUGGCGCUGUGAGCGGUCACCGAGACACAAAGGGCACCACACAGCCCUCAUCGAGGACGUAUGCCAGGACUACAAGGAGAAGCUUCAGAAUGCUGUGACUAAUUUGAGGCAACUAGAAGAGGAGUGCACGAAACUGAAGUUGUUCACAACAAAGCAGAUAAGCGAAUGGAAUGAGAAGAUAGAGAUUGAGAAACAAAAAAUCCAGUCUGACUUUAAAAAUCUUCAGAGCUUCCUACAAGAAGAGGAGAAGUCUCAUCUGUGGAGGCUGGAGAAAGAGAAAGAGCAGACUCUGAAGAGACUGAGAGAUAACGAGGCCACUCUGGAACAGAAGAGCCAAGAACUCAGGAGUCACAUCCUGCAACUAGAGGAGAAAUGUCAGAGCUCAGCCCAGAAGUUGCUGCAGGAUGUGAAAGACACUUUGCGCAGGAGUUGGGCUAUAACGUUGGAGAGACCAGACGCCCACUCUCUGGAGCUUCAUGCCGUGUGCAGUGUUUCUGAGCUUUAUUUUGAUGUGAAGAAAAUGUUAAGAAGCUAUCAAGUCAAUGUGACUCUGGAUCCAGAUACAGCUCAUCGGGAGCUCAUUCUGUCUGAGGAUCGGAGACAAGUGACCCGUGGAUGCCCCCAGGAGAAUCUGGACAAUUCUUCUAAGAGAUUUAGUAUCUUACCCUGUAUUUUGGGCUGUGAAGGCUUCAUUUCAGGAAAACAUUACUUUGAAGUGGAUGUGGGAGAAGGAACUGGGUGGGACUUGGGAGUCUGUCUGGACAGUGUUCACAGGGACGUUGGUUUGAUGCAGAAGCCUCAGUCUGGAUUCUGGGCCAUUAGACUGUGCAAAAAGAAAGGCUACUUAGCACUUACCUGUCCCAUAACUUCCCUUUCCCUGGUGGAGCAGCCUCUGGUUGUGGGGAUUUUUCUGGACUGUGAUGUCGGACUUGUAUCCUUUUACAACAUGACCACUGGAUCCCACAUCUUUACCUUCCCAAAGGCCUCCUUCUCUGAUACUGUCCGGCCCUAUUUCCGGGUUUAUCAACAUUCUCCUUUGUUCCUGCCUCCCCCAGACGAGUAAGGAAAGAAGUAAAAUCUCCUUCUUGGUUUAACUAGCAUAGAAAAUAGAAUGUUAAUCCUGUGGGGGCAGAAACCUGGUCUGUUUUCUUCACUUCUUGUACUCAGAACCGUGCUGGGCUUUUAGUGGCUACAUAAUAAAUUUGCUUUGAAUGAAUGGAUAGAACAAUGGCAAAAAUACCACAGAUGGUCAGCCUGAGCUGGGGAAGCCAGAUAAUAGCAAUGAUCAUGCAUUGUCUUCUCCAACCCCCAAGCCCCUCAGUGGGUUCAGAGCUUUGAUUUCCAAGAGUUUUGGGGUGACCUGCAGGGUGACCCAGAGGUCAGGAGGUCUGAGUUCUCCCAGUUUGUUCAGUGCCAUAGGAACUCAUGGGUGGGGGGUGAGGGAAAUUGCAGUUGUCCCUACCAGCUGUGAGAAAAAGCAGGAGAGCCAACAGAGUGACUCUUCCAACCUCUGGCAUAGCUCCGAUGAUGCAGUGAGGACAGAUGCCUUCCAGACCUGGUGAGCUCUGCCUGUUGCAGUAACACAUCACCUAUGAGAGAAAUUGGCGUACAGGGCUAUGUUUCAAAUGGGAAGGAGAUUCAGAAUAAUAACAGAUUUACUUGGGGGACUCGGUACUGGAAAAGAAGUUGGUAUUUUCUAGACUGUGCCAAGCCAGGUAUCUUGAAAUAGUUUAAGAUCUCAGCAAAUAGUUACCACUGGCAUGAUCGUUGGCAGACUUUGUUAUGAUUCUUCUAUGACCAAAUAGACCUUAGCUCUAGCUGGGUCAACUUUGAAGAGAACAUUCCAUGUUCAACCUAAAUUAUCAUGGCUGAGUUGACUAAUGGCAAGAUCAUAGUAAAGUCAGCCAAGCCACAAACAACAUAAAUGAUUGAGGUGUGAUGGCUGGGUCUUUAGAAGCUGUCCUAGAUUCUACAGAUGGCGGAAGUGUGGCUAACAGGAAGCUGGUAAAUUUGUGGAGGUUCUAUACCAGCCCUGGAUUCUAUGGAUUUCUUGGGCUUUCUACAUUUUCUGGACUGUCAACAUGGGAGAGAUAUGAACUUGUUUCAGCCACUAUCAUUUUGGGUUUUCUGUUCAAUGGAAACUAAUCCAAUCUUCCAGGACACAGUGAGUUGCUAUUCCUUAAAAAAAAAAAAAAAAAAAAAA
Molecule: messenger RNA, 3016 nt
Organism: Mustela erminea (ermine)
Lineage: Eukaryota; Metazoa; Chordata; Mammalia; Carnivora; Mustelidae
Gene: TRIM38
Product: tripartite motif containing 38
Exons: 7
Coding region: 485-1876 (463 amino acids)
Molecular function (GO): zinc ion binding; protein binding
Source: RefSeq, a predicted model, not a curated record